AAUUUUUAAAAGAAGAAAUUUGUUUAUCAUAAUGAGGAAGCUAAUUUGUCAUGAAAUGAAAAACUUGAUCUAAAAAAUUAUUAGAUUCAAAAUUUAUAAUCUUGGUGUAUUAAAUUGAAUUUCAAAUAAAAUAAGGGGUCGUCCGUAUAGCAUAUGAUACUUUGGGGGGUAGGGGGGUCUGUAAUAUAUCAUGCUUCAUGUUAAUAAUUAAUGGAAAAGGCAUCCGAAAUUAAUAAGUUUCACAUUCUUUAUGGAUGAUCCCAUAAUGACUAUUUUAAGAAUUGUAAUAAAAAUGGUAAACAUGACAUAUAUUACUAAAUUUUUAAUAUAAGUAUAAUAACUGAGUUACAAAAAAAUGUUAAUGUCGUGUUUAUUUAAAAUUCCCUGUGUUUAUUGAAAGUUUAGGUGUCACUGAACAAGAAUAUAACAGAAAAAUUUUUUCUUUUGGUCAAUCCCAUAAAAAACGAGAUUAAAGUGUCAAAAAACCGCAUUUUUAGCACUUUUUGAGGCAGCGUAACAAGAAAACGCAACAUGAUAAAAAUCUCUACAAGAGCUUAAAUAAAAGCUAAAACCUUCAAUUUUAAGGCUCAGAACUAACAAGUACUUAAAUAAUCACUGAAAAUCUCGUUAAUGAAGCAGUCGCUAUCUGAAAUUAUCAAAAAAAGCUAGGACACUUGGUAAAAAUCGAUUUCCCUAACCGGAUUCGCUUCCAACUUGUUCCUUGAGGUUUUUUGAGGUUGCUAAUGACGAAUUGGAACUUAGAUUUAAAAAAUUCAAAAUGGUGGAUUUAAAAUGGCGUUGACAAUUUUCGAAAAUUAAAAAAAUUCUUUUUAAUUAUUUUAUGCUCACAGUAUAUAUUUUUUAAAUAACUCGCUUAUUAUAUUUAAUGCUUUUGCAUGGUAGUAUAAAACUCGUAGAAACCGGAGACAAUUUCAAUGGGAAAGGUCUAUCUGGGAUGUAUCCGCAUUCUAUUCGACAUUUUAAGCAGGGCACUCAACUGGAUUAUACUAGUCAAAGUUAUAUUUGUCAGAGCGAAUGGAGAACGAAUUGAAGCCAAUGGAAAAGUUGGUGACACGUUAUUGGAUAUUGUUAUAAACAAUGAAAUAGACUUGGAUGGGUUUGGCGCUUGUCAGGGGACAGUAACAUGUAGCACAUGUCACUUAAUAUUACCAAAAGAGGUUUAUGACAGUUUGCCGGAAAAACCUUCCACUGAUGAAACUGACAUGUUAGAUUUAGUACAUGAACUAGCCGACACAUCUAGACUGGGUUGUCAAAUUACAAUGACAAAAGAUCUUGAUGGUCUUGAAGUAUUUGUACCUUGUAGUAUCAACGAUGCAAGAUCUGUAGAUUAAUAGAAAAAAUUUAUAAAGUACCUAUAAGUUUAAAAAAUUAUUUUAUGAAUACUGAUGAAUAAGAGUGAAGUGAACGUGAGAAAAUACUAAAAUUUGUUAUUUAUAUAUGUAUUGUUAUGAAGAACAAAAAGAGAACAAUUAACUAGAUAAUAUAUUUGCUAAAAAUUUGUCUGUGACAAAUUGAAUAGAAGUAAUGUGUUCUAACACAGAUUGAAUUUGUAAAUAAUAGAUUUGAAAAUUUUAACUUUGUUUAAUAGUAAUACAAUAUAAUUGUAUUGUCAAAAUUUUAAAUUAAAUUUUAAUUUAAUAAUAAUUUAUCAUCAAUUAACAAUAGAAAUUGAAAGUUCAAUUAAGAAACAAAAAUCUGAAUACUUUUUCAACUGUUCGUUUUUGAAUAAAAAUUACUAUAUAUUUCGUA
This is a messenger RNA of Leptopilina heterotoma, 1770 nucleotides long. It is a transcript of the gene Fdx2, whose product is annotated as adrenodoxin-like protein 2, mitochondrial. Lineage: Eukaryota; Metazoa; Arthropoda; Insecta; Hymenoptera; Figitidae. Gene Ontology annotation, cellular component: mitochondrion. Gene Ontology annotation, molecular function: 2 iron, 2 sulfur cluster binding. Bases 936 to 1352 code for a protein of 138 amino acids. The record is from RefSeq and is a predicted model, not a curated record. The transcript has 4 exons. Gene Ontology annotation, biological process: positive regulation of oxidoreductase activity; P450-containing electron transport chain.